This is a messenger RNA of Indicator indicator, 3267 nucleotides long. RefSeq names its product rho GTPase-activating protein 39-like. The coding region runs from base 1 to 3267 and encodes 1088 amino acids. The transcript has 11 exons. Gene Ontology annotation, cellular component: cytoskeleton; cytoplasm. The record is from RefSeq and is a predicted model, not a curated record. Lineage: Eukaryota; Metazoa; Chordata; Aves; Piciformes; Indicatoridae. Gene Ontology annotation, molecular function: GTPase activator activity; protein binding. Gene Ontology annotation, biological process: signal transduction.
AUGGACCCAUUGACACUCCCUAUGUUUACAAUUCAAUCAGUAUUGGCUCCCAGUGGGGACUGGCUGAUCCAGAGGCGCCAGCACUCCUGUGCCCAUGCCAGCCCUCAGCAGCAGUUAUCAGAGCAUCAGCAGAUGAUGCUCGCUGGCCCUGUGCCACUUGUCCCAGAUUGCUCAGACUGGGUGGAGCUGGUGGAGCCCUGCUCACAGCAGCGGAUGUAUGUCAACCUGAGCACGGGCGAGUGCGGCUGGGAGCCCCCUGCCAACCUGCGGGUGCGCCAGGCCGACCAGCGGCAGUGGUGGGAGCUCUUCGAUCAGAACAACAACCGCUUCUACUACUACAAUGCCAUCACACAGCAGACAGUGUGGCACCGGCCCCAGGGCUGUGACAUCGUGCCCUUGGCACAGCUUCAAGCCAUGAAGCACAGCUCCCAGCCUGACUGCCAGGGCCAGCAGCACCAGGGCAGCACCGGCAGCGAUGGCAUAAGCACCCCUGUCCAGAUGGCCCUCCUGCAGGAGAUGGAGAAGGGCAAAGGGGACUGCGCUGCAGAGAAGAGGAAGGGCCCUGGCAGGGAGACUCCUACCCACUGGCAGCCUUUGCCAGGCACAAAAGCAGCUAUGUUGGUCAAAGUGAACAGUCUGAGGCAGGUGCAGAGCUCUUCAAACGGUUGCCUUCAGCUGCUGAGCACUCCAGAGGCCAACAUCCAGAAACCUCUUCCAAAACCAGCCAUAUAUGCUCAGCCUCAGUCCAGGUCUCAGAGCCCUGGUGCUACAAAGCAAAUGCCUACAGGAGAAACAAAGCAGUCUAUGCAGAUCAAAAAGACAGAGAAUGGUGGGUUUUGCCUAGUGCUGAUGAAUGGUCCAAAUUCUCAAACACCUCCAAGGAGCCAAACAGGAACCUCCCAACCUGCAUCCCCCAAGUAUGCCUCCCCUGCACCCAUAUAUGAUGAGCCAUCCUUAGAGUCUCCAGUUUAUGAUGAGCCACCCGUAGACAUGGACACUGAAAGCAUCAGUGUGAGUGGGAUGUCUCCACUCAGGUCACCAGGCAAUAGCUUGAAAAAGCAGCUGCAACAAAACAAAUUAUUGCAGCAUCCUGGUGUGCAGCAGCAGCAAGGGGCAAAUCAGCAUGCCAGAAACCCCUCUGCCACUGAGUACAGCCCAGCUGGCAGGGAAUACAUAAAACACAUGGUCAAUGUGGACCAGUCCUCCAGACUCUUUCAGUCUUCUGCUGCCACCACUGAUGCCUCUGCUAAACAGCCUGGGCAGCUUACUUCAAAGGACAGCUUCAAGCAGUCUUGGAGAAUCUUGGAAGCCAGCGUCCUCAAGAACAUGGAAGCCCACCACAGUCGGCAGAACAGCCUGCAAACUCCAGAGUACCCGAUUGGCAUUAGCCAUCAGGACUCUGGUUAUUCCACUGGCCCUUCUCCAAGCUUGAGAAAAAGGAAAGGAAGGAGGCAAGGAACAGGUCACGGAAGAUCUGGCUCUGUGGGCAGCAGCAGCGAGCUGACAGCUUUGAACGAUAAGCUCAUUGCGGAGAUGCGUGCCGUGGUGGGCAGGUCAGCAGCCUGCAGGGGAAGCAAAGCCAGCCUUGAUGCUGAGAGUCUGGAGAGUGGCAUCCCAGCAGAGAGCAGCAAGGUCAGAUUUCAGUCUGACCACUUGAAGAAAUGCUCCAGCCAGAGCUCGAGGGAUGAUAUCUCAGCCAGCAACAGGUCCCUCUACAGACAGGGCCGGGAGAGCAGGGGCAGCUCUCCCAGUGAUGUGGCUGCUCCACAGGACACAGUAAGGCAGAAGAGGACUUUUGAGAAAAUAGAUUCUCUAGAAAAGAAUGUGGCCAGUCAGUCCAGUUUGGCUUCAUCAGAUGCUACCCGCCUCUCCUCCCAGGUACCUCCCCAUCUAGCUGAGCCAGGGACAAUGGAGCUGAGCCCGAAGCAGGAGAGCACUGGGCAGCCUGGCAGCUGCCUGGGCUAUCACUUCCCCUACAGCACCCUCCGGAGGCCAAUCUCCCCGAGCAGCAUGGCAGACUGGGCCUCGAAGAACCUCAACAUGCACACGCAGGGCAUCUUCCGCCGCAGGAUCUCCAUUUCCAACAUGCUGUCCUGGAACGGAGGCUCUAUCAAGAAGCCCAUGCUCAUCACUAGCAACCGUGCCAUCAAAAAGGAGGCCUGUGAGAUGUUCAAGCUAGUGCAGAGCUAUAUGGGGGAUCGUCAGACCCGCAUGGAUCGCAACCACGUGGCGCUGGUCACUGUCACCAAGUGCUGGAGCAUGCAGGGCUUGCGGGAUGAACUCUACAUCCAGCUGAUCAGGCAGACAACAGAUAACAGCUGCUACCGCAGCCUGGCCUGGGGCUGGGAGCUGAUGGCCAUCAGUCUGGCCUUCUUCUCCCCUUCACCCAAGUUCCAGUCCUACCUGGAAGGUUAUAUUUAUCGGCACCUGGACAGUGAUGAAAACAUUGCUCAGCGCAUCAAGGAGCUUGUGGAUCUGAAAACCAAGAAGAACUCAAAAUCCAGGAAAAAGAGGAAACAAAACACUGAGGAUGAAGGCCUGCCCAUCAGCACCUAUGCCAAAUAUUGCUACCGGAAGCUCCAGAAAGUUGCUGUCACCGGAGGCAAGAAGGGCCUCCAUAAGCCCACAGUGGAGGAGAUCACACACGCCAGGAAUGCCAUCGUGACACCCUCGCUCUUCGGCAGCUCUCUGGAGGAGAUCAUGCUGCGGCAGCAGGACAUGUACCCGGGCAACAAGCUGCCCUGGGUGCAGACACAGCUAUCACAGCAGGUGUUGGCUCUGGGAGGAGAGCAGACAGAGGGGAUUUUCAGGGUACCUGGUGACAUAGAUGAAGUCAAUGCACUGAAGUUGCAGGUGGAUCAGUGGAGAAUCCCAAGCAGCCUCAGUGACCCAAACAUCCCAGCCUCUCUGCUCAAGCUCUGGUAUCGGGAGCUGGAGGAGCCUGUGAUUCCCCAGCAGUUCUACAAAGAGUGCAUCAGCAACUAUGAGAACCCCGACGCUGCCGUCGCCGUGGUGCAGCAUCUGCCAGAGCUCAACAGGAUGGUGCUGUGUUACCUCAUACACUUCCUGCAGAUCUUUGCUCGGCCAUCGAACGUGGGCAGAACAAAGAUGGAUGUGAACAACCUGGCCAUGGUGAUGGCCCCCAACUGCCUGCGCUGUCAGUCCGAUGACCCCCGCGUCAUCUUCGAGAACACACGCAAGGAGAUGUCCUUCCUGCGCAUGCUGAUCGUGCACCUGGACACCAGCUCCAUCAAGGGGCUGCUCUGA